Molecule: messenger RNA, 1629 nt
Organism: Saccoglossus kowalevskii
Lineage: Eukaryota; Metazoa; Hemichordata; Enteropneusta; Harrimaniidae
Product: pseudouridylate synthase RPUSD2-like
Biological process (GO): enzyme-directed rRNA pseudouridine synthesis
Molecular function (GO): RNA binding; pseudouridine synthase activity
Source: RefSeq, a predicted model, not a curated record
AUGACAAGUUGUGAAAGUUCCUCAUCCACCAUUCCCAGUCAAAGAAGACAGAGACACAGAGGAGGUUUGCGUAAAGUACAUCCAUACUAUUAUACCUUCUCCACACACUGUAAAGGACGUUGGCUUGGAUUGAAGCUACAUGAUAUCUUUAAAAAGGAAUUCAGAUCAGAGUCACCUGAAUUUUAUGCUGCUGCAAUUAAUUCAGGAAUGAUCACAAUCAAUGGUAGCAAAGCUAGUCUGGAUUAUGUAAUGAAAAACAAUGACUUCUUAGAAAGUAGAGUUCAUCGACAUGAACCACCUGUUACUGGGCAGCCUAUCGAUGUUAUUGUGUGUAAUGACGAUAUAGCAGUUAUCAACAAACCAGCCUCCAUACCAGUCCAUCCUUCAGGAAGAUACAGACACAACACUAUUGUAUUUCUACUUGGCAAAGAAUAUGACCUUAAAAACCUGCACACCAUUCAUAGACUGGAUAGAUUGACUUCAGGGUUAUUAAUGUUUGCAAGAUCGCUUGAAAUGUCACAGAAACUUGAUUCUUAUGUCAGAGAGAGGAAACUACAGAAGACGUAUAUCUGUCGGGUCAAGGGAGAAUUUCCAAGUGAGCCUGUGGAAUGCUGUGAGCCCAUUAAGACAAUGUCUCAUAAGAUAGGUGUAUGUCGAGUCAGUCCUGAAGGCAAGGAGUGUCAAACCAAUUUUUAUAGAAAAAGUUACAAUGGAACAAGCAGUGUAGUUAUAUGUGAGCCACAUACAGGUCGCAUGCACCAAAUCCGAGUCCAUCUUCAAUAUUUAGGUUAUCCAAUAAUGAACGAUCCUUUGUACAACAACCCAGUAUGGGGUAAAGAUGUAGGUAAAGGAGGAGUAAAUGAUCUACCAGACGAUGAGAUGGCGGAGACUGAUCAGCUGAAUUUCCUGAAUCUACCAUAUGUGACACACUUUACCGGUACACAUAAUUGCAAAAAAGAAGUUGUGAAGCAUGGCUGCUGUGAAACACUGCCACAUGACGGCUGCUGUGAAACAUGCCACAUGAUGGUUGCUGUGAAACACUGCCACAUGACGACUGCUGUGAAACACUGCCACACAAUAGCUGCUGUGAAACGCUACCACAUGAUGGCUGCUGUGAAAGACUACCACAUGAUGGCUGCUGUGAAAGACUACCACAUGAUGGCUGCUGUGAAAGACUACCACAUGAUGGCUGCUGUGAAACACUACCACAUGAUGGCUGCUGCGAAAUACCGCCACAUGAUGGCUGCUGUGAAACCCUGCCACAUGAUGGUUGCUGUGAAACACUGCCACAUGACAGUUGUUGUGAAACACUGCCACAUGACAGUUGUUGUGAAACACUGCCACAUGAUGGCUGUUGUGAAAUGCUGCCACACGACAGCUGCUGUGAAACACUGCCACAUGAUGGUUGUUGUGAAACGCUGCCACAUGAUGGUUGUGAAACGGUGCCACAUGAUGGUUGUGAAACGGUGCCACAUGAUAGCUGCUGUGAAACAUUGCCACAUGACGGCUGCUGUGAAACGUUGCCACAUGACAGCUGCUGGUCCUGAUUUUGAGUACUCCACACCAAUGCCAGAAUGGGCCAGUGAAAAUUGGAAAGAACCAGAUGAACUCAUUGACAGGGAAAAAUGA